Peromyscus maniculatus bairdii (prairie deer mouse) is the source of this 5349-nucleotide messenger RNA. Lineage: Eukaryota; Metazoa; Chordata; Mammalia; Rodentia; Cricetidae. The record is from RefSeq and is a predicted model, not a curated record.
GUAGGGGGUGGGGCCUCGGCGGGAAACGCUCCCUCGGAUUGGUCCAAACUAUCGAGGGUGGGUGCUGUAGUGCGUCUAGGCGCGAAAGCUCGAACUCCGCUGCCGGGCUGGAGACAGCGGGAGCGGCCGCCCGCAGGUUGAGGCUACUGAGGACCGGUUCUCCCGGAGCUGCGCGGUAGGGAGGCCGGAAUCAUGACCGGCGAGGUGGGUUCCGAGGUCAACCUGGAAGUCAGUGAUCUAAAACUGGUUUCACAAGAAUCAGCGGACAGUCCUGUAGACAGCGGACAAGGCAGCUUUGAAACACUCGAGCCCCUGAGUGAAAGAGAUUCUGACGAAGAGAUAUUUGUGAGUAAGAAAACGAAGAGCAGGAAAGCGCUGCAAGACAGUGAUUCUGAGGCCGAGGACAGAGAUGCCUCUCCAGAGAAACCCACCUAUGACAGCGCGGAGGAGAAUAAGGAGAACUUACACUCGAAGAGGAACAGGAAGGUCAAAAGCCUUUCUAAGACUCUGGCCGACAGCGACGAGAGUAGCAUGGAGGGAACUGUGUGUCAGGAGAAUCCCGACACUCAAGACACACCUUCCUUAGAGCUGAGCCUCCAGUCUGGAAGCCCCGUGGACCUCACCACUGACAGAAAGCUUGCCAAAAAACUCUCCAGAGAAGGAACUGAAGGAAAAGCAAAAGCAAAAUCCAAGAGACGACUCGAGAAAGAGGAGAGAACGAUGGAAAAAAUUAGGCGGCUAAAAAAGAAGGAAACAAGAUAUGAGGAAAGUGAUGCAGACCAGCCGCUUAAUGACAGUGGCUGUCGUCUUGAAGAUAGUGACCUUUUUGAAACAGGUUUGGAAGAAGAAAAUGACUCUUCAUUGGAAGACGAAGAGUCAUUAGAGUCGAUAAGGGCAGCUGUGAAAAACAAAGUGAAAAAUCACAAGAAAAAGGAACCAUGCCUGGAGAGUGAGACAUUUUCAUUAGAAGAAGAAAAUGAAUUUUCUAAAGGCAGUGGGAGGAAGGAAAGAAAGGCAGCGAGGUUAAGUAAGGAAGCCUUAAAAAAGCUGCAUAGUGAGACUCAGCGUCUCGUCCGAGAAUCUGCACUUAAUCUUCCAUAUCAUAUGCCUGAGAAUAAAACUAUUCAUGAUUUCUUCAAACGUAAACCCCGGCCCACUUGCCAGGGAAAUGCCAUGGCCCUGCUAAAGUCAUGUAAGUAUCAGUCAGGCCAUUACAAGGAAGCCAUAAACGCAGCAGAUGCAGCUGGAGUGAAUGCCGAUGGCCCCAGCAAAGGCUGUGAGCAGACGACAGGUGCAGAGAUUGCAGAGGAAGCUAGUGUUCUCCCUGAGGUCUCUGAAGAAGCUGGGGUCACUGCUGGAUCAGAGGAGGCUCAUGGGGAGGAGCCGCUAAGACACAGAGAGCUGGACAUUGAGGAGACUGAGGAGCACAGUGAUGACAGACCUCCUCCUGGGGACAGAUCAGUGUCACAGCAGGGAUCCCCCAUCUCCAGGAACAAGGCCAGUGAGGGGUAUCAGGUUGGGGAACUCACGGCACCUGACCCUCACAUGCUUGAGGGAGAAAAACUGAAAAACACAGAAGAAAGAGACUCAAAAGAGGCAGAGCUGGAGCAGAAAACUAAGUUGUCAGUAGCUGCGCCCCCCGAAAAGGUGAGAAGAUUCACUGUGGACCGACUCAGACAGCUGGGAGUGGAUGUUUCCAUCCAGCCACGGCUGGGCGCUGAUGAAGAUUCCUUUGUGAUACUCGAUGAGCCUGAAACCAACAGAGAAUUGGAAGCCUUGAAGCAGCGCUUCUGGAGACAUGCUAAUCCAGCAGCCACUCCCAGGGCUCGUCAGACGGUGAACGUGAACAUCAUAGUGAAGGACUUGGGCAGUGAUGGGAAGGAAGAGCUAAAGGCAGAUGUGGUGCCUGUGACUUUGGCAGCUGAGAAGCUGGAUGAAGCAAGCCACACAAAACCAGGUGAAAAGCUGCAGAUGCUAAAAGCUAAAUUGCAGGAGGCAAUGAAACUGCGAAGGUUUGAGGAGCGGCAAAAGCGCCAAGCAUUAUUUAAAUUAGAUAAUGAAGAUGGCUUUGAGGAGGAGGAGGAGGAGGAGGAAGAGGAAGAAAUGACAGAGGAGUCUGAAGAAGAUGGAGAAGAGGAGGUUGAAGAAGAGGAGGAGGAUCAAGACAUUCCAGAGGAGGAGGAGGAGGAAGAGGAAGAAAUGACAGAGGAGUCUGAAGAAGAUGGAGAAGAGGAGACUACAGAAUUUCUUCUUGGUAGUGAAGAUACAGAAACCAAAGAUGACAAAGAGACAGACAAAGAAAAUACGGACGUCAGUAGUGAAAUCGGCAAGUGUGUUGACCUCUCUGUUCCCAAGCCCCUCUCCUCGGAUUCCACCUUACUUCUGUUUAAGGACAGCUCUUCCAAGAUGGGUUACUUUCCUACUGAAGAAAAAUCGGAAACAGAUGAACACUUGGGCAAGCAGUCUGGCAAACUGGAUGAAGAUGACUCCUGUUCACUGCUGACAAAGGAGAGCAGCCACAAUAGCAGCUUUGAGCUGAUUGGCUCCACAAUUCCAUCCUAUCAGCCUUGCAACAGACAAACAGGCCGUGGGACCAGUUUUCUCCCUACAGCAGGUGGAUUCAGAUCCCCUUCCCCUGGGCUGUUUCGAGCCAGUUUGAUCAGCUCAGCUUCUAAGAGUUCAGGAAAACUGUCUGAGCCUUCACUUCCCAUAGAGGAUUCCCAGGAUCUGUACACCGCCUCCCCAGAGCCUAAGACACUUUUCCUAGGAGCAGGAGACUUCCAGUUCUGUUUAGAAGAUGACACUCAGAGCCAACUGUUGGAUGCAGAUGGAUUUUUAAACAUUAGAAAUCACCGGAAUCGAUAUCAAGCUUUGAAGCCUCAGUUGCCACUGGCCAGUAUGGAUGAGAACGCCAUGGAUGCCAACAUGGAUGAGCUGCUGGAUUUGUGUACUGGACAGUUUACAUCUCAGUCUGAAGAGAAAUGUCCACCUCAGAAGAAUAACAAAAAAGAAGACAUGGAGGAACUUCUGAAUCUUUGCUCAGGCAAAUUUCCUUCUCAAGACGCCUCCCCUGUGGCUCCCCUGGAGCUGGGCAAGCAGGAGAAGGAGAGCAGCACGGAUGACCCAAUGGAAGAGGCACUUGCUCUUUGCUCCGGCUCCUUCCCAACAGACAGGGAGGAAGAGGGUGAAGAGGAGGAAUUUGGAGACUUUCAGCUUGUUUCAAAGGAAAAUGAAUUUGGUAGUGAUGAGGAUGAACACAGUGACUCCGGUGACGAAGAGCUGGCCCUGGACCAGGAGGAUGAUGAAGAAGAGCUCCUAAAGCAGUCUGAGAAGAUGAAAAGGCAAAUGAGACUGAAGAAAUACCUGGAAGAUGAGGCAGAGGUGUCGGGAAGUGAUGUGGGAAGUGAAGACGAGUAUGACGGGGAAGAGAUUGACGAAUAUGAAGAAGACGUCAUUGAUGAAGUGCUUCCUUCUGAUGAGGAACUGGAGAGUCAGAUCAAGAAAAUACACAUGAAAACCAUGUUGGAUGAUGAUAAGCGACGACUGCGUUUAUACCAGGAGAGGUACCUUGCUGACGGGGAUCUGCACAGCGAUGGGCCUGGACGAACGAGAAAAUUCCGGUGGAAACACAUAGGUAUCUACGUGUGUGUAUUUGUCUACUUUAAGAUUGCUCAACAGGGGAAAAUUGCUGCUGACGAAGAAGACAUUGGGGAAGACAGUCAGUUUAUGAUGCUUGCCAAGAAAGUUACAGCCAAGGCACUGCAGAAGAAUGCCAGUCGGGCUGUGGUUGUUCAGGAGUCCAAGUCUGUGCCCAGUAACCCUUUUGAAGCCAUCAGACCAGGAAGUGCUCACCAGCUGAAGAUGGGCUCCUUGCUAAACCAGCCCAAGACUGUGCUUCAGAAACUCUCUGCCCUGUCUGACCUCAACCCCAGCGCUCCCCGAAACUCAAGAAACUUUGUCUUUCAUACACUUUCUCCUACCAAGGCCGAGGCAGCAAAGGAAUCAUCUAAGCCUCAGGUGAGAAGAAAGGGGCCAUCAUUAAUGAUGUCACCAUCUCCUAAACGGCUAAAGACAGAUGAUAGCAGUCCAGGACCAAAGCGAAGCAUCUUCAGAUACUUGGAAAGCUAACACUAUCCAGGAUGCCAGCAUCUGCUGAAACUGCUCCAAGUAGGUCUGGUCCCUAACGGUGGGACUGGCGUUUGCGCCGAUGACCUCUCCUCCGUUGACCGAUGCAUCAUGGGCAGAGUUUCCAGUUUCCAGUUCUUGUACCACACACUCUUGAUGGCAGUUUUCUCUCCUAGUGUUAUUUCCAGUUCGGCCACUAUUCUUAUCACUACAGUUUCCAACAGCGACUUACAGAAUAAUUGAAGUCUCACUUCUUCUGUUAAGCAUUUGACAUUUUUUCCUAGCAGUUUCCUGGGUUGACACCACUUUGAAAUGAGGUGUUUGGAGGAGGAAGAAAGUGUGGCAUUAUAGAAAAUUACAGAAAGCACUGAAAGCCAGCACUGGGAUGACUCCUCCACACCCACGCGACCUGUAACAUGGUAACCAGGACCAGUGUGAGUGGCUUAGAUGGAGGGCCUAAGAACCACCGACCGACCGGCUGUUGCGUCAACCUUGUUCCUUCUGUUCCUGUAAGCUUCCAGGCUUCAUUUCUAAUUAACCUUUACUACCUUUGAAAUGAGGACUUAAGCUGGUACCUAGUUCAUUUUCUGGAGUGUGGGAAGAAGAUGAGGUUAUACCCGGUGUCUACCCACACCGGGUAAUCUGUGGAAGAGAGACUUUCCCUGGGACCAGAUCUCAAAACGUUCGGUUGUGAGCCUCCCCUCUGCUGACAGAAGAAACCCCGACCACUGUUGAUUGCAUCUCUUGGGCUGAGUUUGUUGUCCUGACCAGUCAAUAGUUCAUCACUAAUACUGAGGGCAGACGAGUGGAAUUUAAUAAAAACGCUGAAGAGAGCUGCCACCGCUCGCCCUCCUUGGUCUGCCACUGGGUUUUCAGAAGUAUAGACAACCGUCCUUCUCAGAAGUGAACUCAGUGCUGCUUUGCCAAAACCAUCCAGAGGAAGGUUGGCUUCAGUGUCGAAAGCUGAACACAGGAAGUCGGAGGAGAUUGUGUCUGUCUUUUAUUGAGAGACAUAAAAAAGCCAAUUUAAUUGAUGAAAAUAAGGUGUAGGUUUUCUGUUGAUUGCUAGGGGUUUUGUUUUUCUAAUACUCAGGAUGCUGACUUGGAAGGAAUAUAAAUUUGUAUAUUUGUAAUCUUGUAAUGGGAGAAAUGUGUAUAAAACUGUUUUAAUGUGUAUGUAGGUUUUAAAUAAAUCUCAUUGCCUUCAGGGCAGGGUUUGCUGUC